AUGGUUGCUAUUUCUACUCACCAUGAACGACCCGUCGCCGUGCACUUUGGUGCCGGAAACAUUGGUCGUGGCUUCAUCGGCGCCUUGCUUGCCGAGUCUGGAUACCAUGUAGUCUUCGCGGAUGUUGACGCCAAUAUGAUCAAAGAGCUGAACUCGCAAGAUCACUAUGCUGUGGAUGUCAUUCAUGCGGGUGGAUGCGAUGAGGUCGAGAUCAUCUCUGACUUUGAGGGCGUCAUGUCGAACGACGAGGAGGUUAUCACCCAUCUUGCCCUACACGAAACCCGCAUCGUUACCACGGCUGUCGGCCCGCCCGUUCUUCCCAAGAUUGCACCGACGAUUGCGCGCGGUCUGCGUGCCCGGCGCGACGCCGGGGUGCCACCCAUUAACAUCAUCGGAUGCGAGAACAUGGUUCAUCAGACCGAUGAGCUCAAGAGACAUGUCUACGCCCACCUGGACGAGGAGAUGCGGGCAUAUUGCGAUCAACACGUUGGCUUUGCGAACUGCGCUAUUGACCGUAUCGUCCCCGGAGGGCACGACCCAUCCCACCCGCUCGAUGUUACCGUGGAGGAGUUCUCAGAGUGGGCGGUGGACCAGAAGGGCCUGGUGGCUCCCAUUGACCCACCGAUCCACCGCAUGACGCUCACGGACAAGCUUGACGCCUACAUCGAGCGCAAGCUCUUCACACUAAAUUGCGGGCAUGCCACCGUGGCGUACCUUGGCUUUGUUCUCGGCAUCUACCAGCUUCAUGAGGCCGUUGCCCAUCCCGUCAUCCGUCACCACACACACCGUGCACUAGUCGAAGGUGGCGCUGCGCUGGUUCGCAAGCAUGGCUUCCCGGAGAACGAGCACACCCAGUACAUCGACAAGGUCAUGACUCGCUUUGCGAACCCCAAGUUGGGCGACACUGUGACCAGGGUCGGCAGGCAGCCCCUGCGCAAGCUGGGCCGCCACGACCGAUUACUUGGGCCGAUGUACAUGGCGCGCUCAUACGCUCUACCGACCAAGCAUCUGGCCCAUGCCGUUGCCGCUGCCUUCCUGUUCAACAUCCCGGAUGAUCCGGAGAGCGUAGAGUUGCAGAAGAAGGUGCAGGAGCUGGGUAUUGAGGACGCCGUUGUGGCGGUCACUGGGCUGGAGAAGGGCAGCCACGAACUCUCGGCCGUCGUGCAGGCUUACAACGAGCUCAAGCAAUGA
Peniophora sp. CBMAI 1063 is the source of this 1191-nucleotide messenger RNA. The record is from the annotation of a GenBank genome assembly. NCBI's taxonomy places the organism in Eukaryota, Fungi, Basidiomycota, Agaricomycetes, Russulales, Peniophoraceae.